UGUGUAGUCAAAUACCCAAUGAACCAAAGAAUUCCUCGCCGUCCGUGUCUUCCUUUAUAACUGGCAUUCUCACACUUUCAAGUUAAACGUUUGAUCAGUGUCCAAGAGAGAAACCCUUCGCCUUCAUCUUCAUCUUCAUGUCCAUGGACUCUAGAUCUCUUACAUAACCCUCUCUUUUGCUCGCCGAUCAUCUGAUCCACUCGUAUUUCUGUAUUCCUUGUUUAUCAUUUCAGACGGUGGGUUUCUUCUCUUUUUCUCUGUUAAUGGCUUAAUUUGCAUCCAUAAGAUCAUCUAGGCAAACCAUACGUUCCCUUUUCAUUUUUUGUGUUGGCUUCCCUCGACAAAAAAUUGUGAGAUAUCUGUGUGGGAAAUUAAAUCCCAAUCAAUUAAAUUUUUCCCAGAAACCAGCAGAAGGUAGAACUGGGCAGCAAUUUCAAUUGUCAUUGCUUCCUGAAAAUCACCAAUCAAGCCUUGAGCCAUUUUCAUCAGGUUUGAGUUUGUCCUUUUGACUUGAGCAAAUUAUGUUUUAGUCUAUAUAUUUUUAGAACAAUAAUUUAAAUUAAAAAGCUCAUAUUAAAUCCUUUAGUCUCUAUACUAUGUUUGAUGUGCUGUGUUGCGAGAUGAAAAACAUCAAAUUAUUUGGUAAUAAACUGCUAUAUUGUGUUGUUAAUAAAAUCAUUUAAAUUAAAAUUAUUGUUAAGAAAGUAAUUUAAAUUAAACAAUAUCUUUAAGAAACUAAAUGGAUUGUCUAAGAAAUGAAUUCUUUCUAUUGUAAAAGAAAUAUAUAAUAAAAUAUAAGUAAAAGAUAAUCAUUAACAAUAACAUUACUUAGCUUGUUUUUUAGCAAAUGAAACUUUUAAAUAAUUUAAUUAAGAUUUAUACAAGCUGAAAUCUAAUAUACUCAAAAUAAAAUUAUCGAGUUAGUUAUUUUAAAAUAUUUAAUACUAUUGACUAUAUAAUUAAAUAUUAGUUAAAUACUAUUUAUAAAAUAAAAAUAAUUGAAGUUAAUUAAGUUUAAAGUAUUUAAGGUUAUUUUUACUUUUAAAUAAAAUAAGCAGUCUUCCAUUUAUUUGCCAUGCUUUUUGAGUUGGCAGCUAAUAUAUGUUUUAACUAUUUUCUUUGAUAAAAAUGAACUUCCACUCUAAAAAGAUAAAUAACUGAUUUUUAGAAUCCAAACCAAAUAUUAUUUUUAUACUUUAUUUUAAAGCAAAGCAAUAAAAUUAGAAAAAUAGAGGAUCAAAGUCACUCAAUGGUCAUUCUCAUUUAUUCACUACAAUUUAAUUGCUUUUUUUUUUCUAGUCAAAAUCUUAACUUACGAUUUUUAAGACAAAUAAGGGACUCAAUUACCAAAAAAAAAAAAAAAAACACAUAGAGUAAACAACAACAACAACUUACUCUGUUCACUUCCAACCUUGUGCAUGUGUUUGAAAAACCCCCAUUUUCUGUGUAAAUGUAUAAUAUAACCAGCACUAACAUCCACUACUGCUCAAUUUCAUACCUUACAUUUCCUUCAAAAAAAUCCCCAUCUUCCUAUCUAUAGGUCCCAUGUCCACCUUAUCCAGAGCCUCUCCUUCUUCUUCCUCUAGACAUGGAGGGACUUACGAUGUCUUUCUAAGCUUUAGAGGAGAAGAUACUCGAAAACAAUUUAUAGAUCAUCUCUACGUUGCCUUGGCCCAUGCUGGAAUCCAUACUUUUCGGGAUGACGAUGAACUCUCUCGAGGAGAAGAGAUCUCCCCAGCACUCUCUUAUGCAAUUCGAGAAUCAAAGAUAUCCUUGGUGGUCUUCUCCAAGAACUAUGCUUCCUCUAGAUGGUGUCUUGAUGAACUUGUAACGAUUCUUGAGAGAAGAAAGAUGGGUCAGAUUGUUGUUCCCGUGUUCUAUGAUAUUGAUCCUUCAGAUGUUAGAAAACAGACUGGGAGUUACGCUGAUGCUUUUGCUAGACAUGGAGAACGCUUCAAUGGAGAAACUGAUAGGGUCAUUAAGUGGAGAGGAGCUCUAACGGAGGCUGCAAAUCUAUCUGGGUGGUCUCUUAAAGAUAUUGCAAACGGGUAUGAAUCGGAACUUAUCAGACGUAUUGUGGGAGAUAUUCUUGUUAAAUUGAGUCACAAUUACUUCCAUUUUCCCAAUCAAACAGUAGGUAUUGAUUCCCGGGUGGAGGACAUUAUCAAAUCGCUUACUGUUGUUACGGAGGAUGUUAGAAUUGUGGGAUUACAUGGGAUGUCAGGAUGUGGCAAGACAACUUUAGCAAAAGCUGUAUUCAAUAAACUCUAUCAUGGAUUUGGGAAACGGUGUUUUCUUUUCAACGUCAAAGAAAUGUCACAACAGCCUAAUGGUCGGGUUCGAUUACAGGAGGAGUUUCUUCGACGUGUUUUCAAAUUAGGUGAAUUCAAGCAGAUUGAUGAUGUUGAUAAAGGAAUGAAUAUGAUUAAGGAAAGACUUUGGGACCAAAGGGUUCUUGCCGUUCUUGAUGACGUGGAUCAACCAGAACAACUACAUGAAUUGGUGGAAGUGCGAAGUUGGUUUGGUCCUGGUAGUAUAGUUAUCAUUACAACUGGAAACGAACAUUUGCUAACUCAACUUGAAGUGAAUGUAAAAUAUCGUGUUGCAAAAUUGAGUCACGCUGAAUCUCUUGAGCUUUUCAGUCGGCAUGCCUUUAGGGACACCCAACCAAUAGAAGAUUAUGCGAUGCUUUCGAAUGAUGUGUUGAGCUACUGUGGAGGACAUCCUUUGGCUCUUGAACUUUUGGGUUCUUUUUUGUUUAAAAGAGAGAAGCCCGAGUGGGAAAGUCUCAUUGACAGUUUAAAAAAAAUCACACCCGAUCAAAUACAGCAAAAGCUCAGAAUAAGUUUCGAGGCAUUGGGUGGUGGUCCAGUAAAGAGCAUAUUCCUCGACAUUGCAUGCUUUUUUGUUGGUAGAGACAAGGAAUAUGUAAAAACGAUACUAGAUGCCCGUUAUGGUUUCAACACAGAAAUUGCUAUUAAGAAUCUCAUCGAAAGGUCUUUCAUUACAAUUGAUUCAAAAAAGGAGAUAAACUUGAAUAAUCUAUUACGAGAUAUGGGAAGAGAGAUAAACCGUGAAAUGUCACCUGACCAUCCUGGAAAUCGCAGCAGAAUCUGCUUUCAUGAUGAUGCAUUGGAUGUCCUCUAUAAUAAAAAGGGAACAAAAUCUGUUCAGGGUCUUGCUCUAGAUGUUCGAUUUUCAAAAUCAGAAACAUUGAGCUCAGAAUCAUUUAUGAAGAUGAGAUGCUUAAAAUUACUCCAAAUCAAUGGAGUAUAUGUCACUGGAUGCUUCCAACAUCUUUCCAAAGAGUUGUUAUGGCUCUGCUGGCAUGAGUGUCCUUUGAGAUCUUUACCAUCCGAUUUUCAUCUACAAGACAUAGUUAUCCUUGAUUUUCAGAACAGUAACAUCGAAGAACUAUGGAAGGAGAUCAAGUUCCUCAACAAGUUGAAAAUCCUUGAUCUCAGCUAUUCCAAAUUCCUUUCUAGAACUCCAAACUUGCAUAGUCCAAGUCUAGAGAAACUAAUACUUGAGGGUUGCUCAAGUUUAGUUGAGCUUCAUCAAUCUAUUGGACGUUCAAAGGGGCUUGUUUACUUAAACUUGAGGGGAUGUUGCAGACUCAAGAAUCUUCCAGAAAGCAUCUGUGAGUUGGAAUUUCUUGAAACCCUCAAUAUUACUAUGUGCUCUCAACUUGAGAAAUUGCCUAAGCACAUUGGUAAUAUGGAAUGCUUAAGGGGGUUGCUGGCAGAUGGAACUUCAAUUAAGCAACUCCCCCUUUCUAUUGUCUUUUUUAAGAAACUCGAGAAGCUAUCACUAUGUGGACGCAAUUAUGACAAACUAGAUUCACCAUCUGGACCCUGGCAUUUACCAUUUUCUUCAUGGUUUUCACCAAGAAACACAGACUCCAAAACUCUGCUGCCAGUUUCUUUCGGUUGCUUGAUGUCAUUGAGAGAACUAGAUAUCAGUUACCAUGGCUUGUCUGAAGGUUCCAUUUCUGUUGCUUUUGAGAGUUUGUCAGCUCUCAGAAGGUUGGAUUUAUCAGGAAACAAAUUCCUUUAUAUGCCUUUUGGCAUUGGCGGUAUUCCGAAGCUAGAGAUAUUGUUAGUUGUAAACUGCAAAAAUCUCCAAUCAAUCGCGGAGCUUCCCUCAAGUUUAUUGCUCUUGGAUGCAACUAAUUGCACAUCAAUGGAAAGCCUAGCAGUUCCAUCAAACAAAUGUGCAUUGAAAUUACGUGGGUGCCAAAAACUGAGAGAGAUUCAUGGCAUAGAAGGUGGGAGUGACUGCACAUCCGUUGUUCACAUGGAAUGUUGCAACAAUUUAUCAAAUAAUUUCAAGAGGAGUCUUGUUCAGGCAUUGUGCAAGGGUAAGCGUGAUGAAAUCUUCUUCCCUGCUGAUGAGAUCCCAGAAUGGUUCAGCCAUCAUGGAGAUGGAUCUUCAUUAUCAUUUCUUCUGCCAGCACUUUCAUUUGGUGAUGAACUCCUAGCGAUGAUUGUUUGGGUUGUCUUCGCAGUUGAUGAAAGAAGAUUUCUCAAUCUAUAUCCUUCUGCUAUUAUAAGAAAUAAGAGCAAUGGUAAAAAAUUGGUGGAAAGGUCAAUGCACAUUGGAUUUAUUUCGAGUAGCCAUUCUUGGGUAAGCCAUGCACCAUUUGUUGUCCUUCCAUGUGCAAUGGAAGGUGGGGGGGAAUUAGAACUCAAUGUGGAAGUAGAGGAGGAUGCCAUAGUAGAGAAGUGUGGGGUACAUCUGGUUGUAAAAAGGGCAGAUUUGAGGGACGGUCAAGGAACGUUCCACGAGAACUUGGAAGCUGCUAUAGUUGAAAAACCGGAUGAAGUGGCCACUGUGAAAAGAGGUCAGGAUUACAAUCAUGAUGAACGAAGCUUGAAAAGGCUGAAGCCACUUUGUAGGACUUCUUCCAGCAAUUGGGUUGUUACAUCUGAAGAAAUUAUAUAGCAGAAUAUGGCAAGGGAUUCUUGAAUGCAUAGGGAACAAUUUUCAUUUAUAUCUUGGCUUUCUUUGUUCAAGAAGUUUUAAUCGUAGGUCCAUACGUGUCUGUCUGUUCUCUUCAUGAUGGUGGUAGUGUGUGGGCUAUUAGAUACAUGGUAGCCUUUUAGACACUCUGCUAAUCAUCUUGUGAAGGCUUGUGACAUUUGUUCUACAGCUAAGAGUUUAGGACAUAAAACAUAGCUAUGCAACUAUUUUAACAUCUUUUUUCA
Molecule: messenger RNA, 5207 nt
Organism: Populus trichocarpa (black cottonwood)
Lineage: Eukaryota; Viridiplantae; Streptophyta; Magnoliopsida; Malpighiales; Salicaceae
Product: disease resistance protein RUN1
Exons: 6
Coding region: 1546-4944 (1132 amino acids)
Biological process (GO): signal transduction; defense response
Molecular function (GO): ATP hydrolysis activity; ADP binding
Source: RefSeq, a predicted model, not a curated record